UCCAAUCCGCCUGGUUGUUUUGCAUGUAGUAAAGCUAGUGUGUCAAAUUAUUUUGACCUCGUCUUAAAUUUAUUUACAACUACAGCAUUUUAUUGUCGGUUUCUAUAUUAUAUUUCGCACAUAUUAUAACGUUCAUAGACUUUAUUAAAUAUAUGUAUGGUAUUACUAUGCUGUGAAGUUUCAAAUAACGUAACGUGUAUUGUGAACUUUUGUGCUAAUAAAAUAUGUUGUGUAAUGAUGCAUUUUCAAAAGUGUAACUGACUAGGAAGAGCAAAAUAAGAUAAUAAAAGUAAUGAAGAACCAAUAAAUAUGUGACAAAUAUCCAACGCCAAAAAAUGUUUUGAGAAGCGAUAUUGUACCGAGACAUCAGUUCGCGCGCAAUGGGGGUCCUGUGGAGUUAUUUAGGAUACGGAACACAAGGCAGGACAGACGAUCCGGAUCCUGUGACAGGGCUGACUUCUAGAGAUCGUUACCUUAUCAAGAGCUCCUGGGCUGGACCAAGACAGAAACCGACAGAGAGCGGGGUAGCUCUUUUUCUUUUGUUUUUUAAGCAUCAUCCGGAGUACAAACUAACGUUCCCGUUCAGAGAUAUAUCCGAUGAAGAUUUACCCACAAAUAAAAGGUUCCACGCUCACGCAAAUAGUGUCAUCUACGCCUUCUCCUCUGUUGUAGAUGCCAUAGACGACCCUGAUAUGCUGGUAACAAUUUUAUCAAGAGUGGGAGAAUCACAUGGACCGAGAAAGAUAACGGAAAAGUCUUUCUUCGAUCUGAAAGAUACCCUUAUAGAAUUAUUCUCGUCUCUCUUCACCAAAGAAGAAAUGGAAGCAUGGAAAAAGGCAUUAGACGUGGCAAUUGAAUUGAUUGCGAAAUCAUUUAGGGAAAGUCGCAAGUAAAUGUAGCGACACUACAUUAUAGUCCUUAGUUUUAACAUUCAUGUUAUUUGUAGUUAUAAGUCAAGUUUUAUUACUUACGACUUCAUGAAGAUAUUUGUUGUGAUCUUAUUUAAGACUUAGAUACUGUAUUAUUUGUAUCUAUAAGUUUUAUUUAAUAAAAUAAUGAAUAAUUA
Messenger RNA from Anoplophora glabripennis (Asian longhorned beetle), 1066 nucleotides. RefSeq names its product globin. The record is from RefSeq and is a predicted model, not a curated record. Lineage: Eukaryota; Metazoa; Arthropoda; Insecta; Coleoptera; Cerambycidae. The transcript is spliced from 4 exons. The coding region runs from base 381 to 893 and encodes 170 amino acids. Gene Ontology annotation, molecular function: oxygen binding; heme binding.